AUGCCCCGGCGGGAGCCGUCCGGCAACUGGUUGGGCCCCCCGCCGGCGCCCACCAAGCGGCUGGUGAGACAAGCAGGAAUUUACUCAGUCGCUGGGAAAAUGACACCCAUGGGUGACUUCAGACCGGCGUCCCCGGACAGCUUCGAGGAUGAUUAUGAUGAUGUGUCCCUGUCGGAGUCGGAUCGUGGCCACAAGCUGCCAGCGGCCGAUGAAGAUCUGCAGAGCCAGAGGAGCAAAGGAGGCACAGGGGUUUACAUCCUGGCAGGGAAACCGGCAUCCCUAAAUCCUUCCCAAAAGGGUGACCCGGAGUCCAGAGGUGGCAGGGGACAGAGCCGCAGGAUGACGUCGGUGGCCAUCCUCUACAUCCUGGUAGCGCUGAGCUUCAUCGCGUGGGUGCUGCUCUUCGCGCUGGCCAUGGUGAAGCAGAUGGAAAUCAUGGCAGAGUUAAAGCUCUUGAGGUCAAACUACACGGAGAAUCAAGCCAACGUGCGGCAGGGGCUGUCGGAGACGCAACGGGAACAGACGCGGAUGCGGAGCGGGAUGCAGAAAUACUACGAGGAAUUGCAGGACAUCGCAGCGCUGAUCUGCAAAUCCGUCUUGGACAGCAAGAAGUGCUCGGCCGGCUGGAAGAUCUUCGAGAAAAGCUGCUACUCCUUCUCGACUGAGACGAUGAGCUGGUCGGACGCGAAGGAGAUCUGCACCGACCAAGGCGCUCACCUGGUCGUCAUCAACUCGGAGCCGGAGCAGAAUUUCCUGAAGGACAAUAUUAACAACAGCAGCACGUACUGGCUGGGUGUGACGGAUCAGGUGGAGGAAGGCAACUGGGUCUGGACUAACGGCGACUAUACAAGUAUUAGCUACUGGAACACGUGGAAGGAGAACAAAGACAAGGACCAGAAGGACUGCGGCAGCAUCGGGCCCGACGGCAUCUGGAACGACGACAGAUGCUCCCACUCCAACUACUGGAUUUGCGAAAAGUCCUGGAACUGCUGACUUCAGCAUUAUUUUUUCCCCCUGUUUCCACUUUUCA
This is a messenger RNA of Pygoscelis adeliae (Adelie penguin), 1030 nucleotides long. Its product is annotated as CD209 antigen-like protein A. Bases 1 to 993 code for a protein of 330 amino acids. The record is from RefSeq and is a predicted model, not a curated record. The transcript is spliced from 10 exons. Lineage: Eukaryota; Metazoa; Chordata; Aves; Sphenisciformes; Spheniscidae.